AUGGGCUCGGAACAGAACCCAACGAGGCCAAGUACACCACAGAGAUCUCGAAGCCAGACCAUCAUCCAGGCCUCCUUACCAAGCGACCCCGAACUCGCCAACGAGAAAGCACAGAAUAAAGUCUCCUCAACCGAAGAUCCCAACCCGGCCCAAGACCAAGACGACCCCGAAAACCUCACCCGCCAACCCAGCGGCCCAGCCUACAGCGUCUUCUCCCCCUCCACAAAGCGCUGGGUAGCCUUCAUGGCCUCCGUCGCCUGCUUCGUCCCGCCCAUGUCCGCAAACAUCUACUACCCGGUCCUGGCCCCCAUCGCAGACGACCUCCACGUCUCCGUUGCCCUCGUCAACCUCACAGUCACCUCCUACAUGAUCCUCCAAGCCAUCUCCCCAACACUCUUUGGCGAUUUCGGCGACAUGGCCGGCCGCCGCCCGGCCUUCCUCGUCGCUUUUAGUAUUUAUCUGGUGGCCUGUGUCGGACUCGCCCUGCAGCGUGACUAUGCUGCCCUUCUCGUCCUCCGCAUGCUGCAGAGCGGCGGGAGCAGCGGUGCUAUUGCACUGGGGUUCGCCAUGGUGGCCGAUAUCUCGGUCAGCUCGGAGCGGGGCAAGUACAUGGGCAUCGUCGGCGCGGGCAUCAACGUCGGACCCACCAUCGGUCCCGUUCUUGGGGGCGUCCUGACGCAGUACUUUGGCUGGGCGUCCAUCUUUUGGUUUUGCGUUGUGCUCAUUAGCUUAUGGCUUGUUCCGUACGCCCUGUUCGUCCCGGAGACCUGUCGAGGUGUCGUGGGAAACGGCUCCGUCCCCGCCCAGUCGUGGAACCGGCCCCUGAUCGACCUCAUACGCCGGCGCCGCCGCCGGAACCGCAGGCUCCAAGACCCAAACAACCUCUCCUUGACAGAAUCCGCCGCAACAGAAGAAGCACCAACACAUCCUCACCGCAAACUCCGCUUCCCAAACCCAAUCCGCUCCGUCAAAAUCAUCUUCGAAAAAGAAAUGGCCCUCGUCCUCGCCUACAACAGCCUACUCUACGUAGCCUUCAUCUGCGUAGCCGCCACCCUCGGCACCCUCUUCCGCGAAAUCUACCACUUCAACGACCUCGAGCUCGGCCUCUGCUAUCUUCCCUACGGCGCAGGCUGCGUCGUCGCCAGCCUGGGCCAGGGCUACGUCCUCGACUGGAACUACCGACGCAUCGCCUCCCACAUCGGCUUCGCCAUCGACCGCCGCCGCGGCGACGACCUGCUCAAGUUCCCCAUUGAAAAAGCCCGCCUUCAGCCCGUAUACCCGGCCGUCGCCGUGGGUCUCGCGGCGCUGACGGCGUACGGGUGGGUGUUGCAUUUUGAGGUCGGUGGUGUUGCGGCGCCGUUGGUGCUGCAGGGCGUUAUUGGACUUACUAUCACGGGGUCGUUUAGCGUUAUGAAUACGCUUAUUGUGGAUUUGUUCCCAGAUGCGCCUGCGACGGCGACGGCGGCGAAUAACCUUGUGCGGUGCGCCAUGGGUGCCGUUGGGACGGCGGUGAUUGAGUACAUGAUUCGUGGGAUGGGGAGGGGGUGGUCGUUUACGUUCUUGGCUGCGCUGUGUGCCGUUCUGAGCCCGAUGAUGUUUUUGAUAGCAAAGAAGGGUCCCGUGUGGAGGAAUGAGAGGCGGAUGAGGGAAGAGGCGUCAUGA
Colletotrichum godetiae is the source of this 1662-nucleotide messenger RNA. RefSeq names its product major facilitator superfamily transporter. The transcript has a single exon. Gene Ontology annotation, cellular component: plasma membrane. Gene Ontology annotation, molecular function: transmembrane transporter activity. Gene Ontology annotation, biological process: transmembrane transport. The record is from RefSeq and is a predicted model, not a curated record. Lineage: Eukaryota; Fungi; Ascomycota; Sordariomycetes; Glomerellales; Glomerellaceae. Bases 1 to 1662 code for a protein of 553 amino acids.